Arachis ipaensis is the source of this 402-nucleotide messenger RNA. The record is from RefSeq and is a predicted model, not a curated record. NCBI's taxonomy places the organism in Eukaryota, Viridiplantae, Streptophyta, Magnoliopsida, Fabales, Fabaceae.
CUAAACCAACUGGAAAUGGGUCGCGGGGUCAAUGCUGGUGGUGGUCAAAGCUCUUUGGGUUAUCUCUUUGGCAGUGGAGAAACAGCGGCCGCAAGCAAUAUCCAAAGAGCAAGCAAUCAAGGUCAGCCUGCAAAUGGUGGACAUACUCCUUCUAAUGUGCAUGCUGCAUCACCACCAUCCGAGAAGCAAAUUCCGGCCGGAAUUCCAGGGACUCUUACCAACAAUUACCACCGGGCCGAAGGACAGAACUGCGGGAAUUUUCUCACAGUACACCCCUUGUCAACUUUUUGUUAAAUUCUUUUCAAUUGGACUGCAUAAUUUACUUCACGGUAGAGUAUGUUAGCCUAGAAAGUUCUAGAAUACUUGCCAGUUUUGUGUUAUAAUAGAUAGGAUUGAAAAUUU